Messenger RNA from Fopius arisanus, 1630 nucleotides. RefSeq names its product sinuous (gene sinu). The transcript has 3 exons. Gene Ontology annotation, biological process: regulation of tube size, open tracheal system; septate junction assembly. Gene Ontology annotation, cellular component: septate junction; membrane. The record is from RefSeq and is a predicted model, not a curated record. NCBI's taxonomy places the organism in Eukaryota, Metazoa, Arthropoda, Insecta, Hymenoptera, Braconidae. The coding region runs from base 188 to 853 and encodes 221 amino acids.
CAGGUUUGAUACUCUUGUUUCCCUGGCAUUCCCUGGUGUCACAGUUUACCACUGGGUGUGACCAACUCCAGGACAAAUAAAUAAAAAAUUAAUCCGGUCUACUAAUAUUUUUGUCAAUUCACCUACAGGAACAAUUUCUUUGAUUUUUUUUUAUUACGAGAUUGGAUAAUUAAUCACAUUUUUUAUAAUGAAGAAACGAAGUUUAUCUGGUACUGUGGGCAUUGGUGUGUUUAUGGUUGCACUUGUGUGUGUUGUCGUGGCUUUUGCCACACCGGCGUGGCUUGCUAGUGAUUGGAGAAUUACAAGUGCACGACUUGAUAAAUUUGGAUUGUGGACACAUUGUUUCAAGUCCCUGCCUGAUCCACAAGCUGCUGAUGCACCCACUAAAUUUUUCGUUGGAUGCAGAUGGGUUUAUGAUCCUUUUACUGCUGGAUGGUCUGAUAUCCGGGGAUUUUUGAUACCCCCAUUUAUGGUCGUCACCCAAUUAUUCUUCACGAUCUGUUUCCUCCUGAUGCUGAUUGCACUCGGUCUGGUCAUCCUCUUCACCACCUGCUGGGAUCCAGAGCACAGGCGAUUUGUCCAGCUGAUCUACUCCAUCGGCUUCAUAUCACUGGCUGCUGGUGUCAGUGGUUGCAUCGCUGUAAUCGUCUUCGCGUGUUUAGCUAAUGGCAAGGGAUGGAUGCCAGAUCAUGACAACAAUUACUUCUCCUGGUCGUUUGCACUGGGUGUCGUUGGCAGUGUAUUUGCCCUCAUUGCUGGGGGCCUCUUCCUCGUCGAGGCAAAUAUCCAGGAGAAAAAACGCAGAUACCUGAGGGAAUCGCAGACUCGCUUCCAGCUUGAGUCCAAGUCAUAAGGGAAUUCGUUAUUCUCGUUUUGAUUUCAGGGAGAGAUCGGUAUACCGAAAAUUCACGUGUUCGGGACUCGUCCAAAUCCGUCCAAAUAUGUAGAUUUUUCUUUCUAUUAAGUAAUCGCAACGAGAGGGAAAUUGUAAUUUUCAAAAAUUGAGGGUAAUUUUAAUUCGUAGAGAGUCAAGUGCCUUUUAAUCGGGAAAUGUACGUUAAGAUCACCGAAUUUUGGGUUUAUCUCGGCAAUGAUAGGGUUCAGGAGAAAAAGUUAUAGAACAUUUUUUGUAGGGAAUUAAAAUUCCCAUCAAAAAUUUAUCUGACAUUUUUUUCCACAGUCAACCCAUAGCGAGAUAAUUAAUCAUUUAUGGAAAUGAAAAAUUCAGUCGUUUUGUCAUUUCAGGUCUUAUCAGUUCAUUCGUUAAUUAAUAAUGCAUUAAUCGUGCGUUUUAAACACUCAGAGAGUUUUAGAUGAGAAUAUUUUUUAUUUAGACGACGUACUCGAAGAAAUUACUAAAAUUAUUAAUUUUGUUACUUUGUCCGUCCUUAAGUACAAACUGAAGAAAAAAAUAGAGCUUUAUCCACUAGAAUCGCAUUAUCAAGUCUCGAUUGAUAAUGGUAACUCACAAGUGAAUUGUAAUUCACGUUUAUUGACUCGAAUCUCCUUAAAUAGUAUUUUCUACUUUAUUUCAUGUUUUUUUUUUACAAUAAGACUCUGUUUACUGAUGUAAUGUACAUAUCGAGAAGAUAUCACUCUCAUUUUUACUGAAAUAAAUUGUUUAACGAAA